AUUCGUUCGUUCGUUUUAUUCGAAGUUCUCCCGACCUUCAACCGAGGGGGGAAGGAAGUUCAGGGGUUUAGAAAAGGUUGGAGGGUUGGGAAUGAAUAUAAAAACACGGAAUCGGAUGAGUACCUAGCCUACUGCUGCUAAGGUUGAUACCUACCUAGUAGCUUUAAACUUAUUUGUGGCAUUCCUUCUUUCUUCCCCAAAGUUCAGGUAUCGGUCAGAAUCGAAGGGAACGCUUUGAUAUAUAAUAAAACAAAAUGUCGACGACGCAGACCUCGUUCGUCGAAGCCACCGAGGCUUCGGCGGCUUCCUCGGGGUAUCCGAUGACGGAGCUCCGGCGUGCUCCGGCCGCCAAAGACGCGGAAGCUUCGACACCCGUGAGGGCAGAAGGAGGAGAUUCGCCGGCCGAGGAGGCGGGCGUCGUUAGGAGCGAGCCCGAGACGCCAUUCGCCAAGCUGAUCGUCGCCGGGUACUCGUUCUUCUGCGCGGGCGUGAACGACGGCACGCUCGGCCCCCUGAUCCCGUAUAUUAUUUCUAGCUUCCGCGUCGGGACGGGCGAGAUCGCUAUCAUUUACGGCACGACCUUCGCGGGAUGGCUCCUCGCGGCCGUCACGAACCCCGUCAUGACGGCGCACAUGACGCUCGGGCAGCUGCUCGCCGUCGGCGCGGCGCUGCAACUGCUGGCGCACUGCCUGCGGCCGUGGAGCCCGCUGCCCCUUUUCUGCAUCGCCUUCUUCCUCCAGGCGCUCGGCAUGGCCUACCAGGACUCGCACUCGAACACCUUCGUCAGCGGGCUCAGGAACGUGCCACAUCGCUGGCUUAGCUUUAUUCACGCAUGCUACGCCCUGGGCUGCCUCAUCGGCCCGCUGAUCGCGACCGCCAUCGCCACGAGCCCCAACGCGAUGGCCAUCGACGGGUGGAAGCGCGUGUACCUCGUCCUGAUCGGGAUCUGCGUGGUGAACGUGGGCGGGGUGGCCGUCGCGUUCCGGGACUCGCUCUGGAGCCGACUCAACGCCAACGCCAACGCUACCGGCACCGCGCAACCGCGCAACCGAGCGGCCAUGCUCGACACGGCGCGCCUCCUGCGGUCCCGCGCGCUCUGGCUGCUCAGCCUGUUCUACUUCUUCGCGCUGGGGGCGAGCGGCACGGCGAGCGGGUGGGUGGUGGAGUUCCUGACGACGGUGCGGGGCGGGGACCUGCGCAGCGCCGGGUACGUGCCGACGGGGUUCUACGGCGGCGUGCUCGCGGGCCGGCUGCUGCUGGCCGAGCCGACGUUCCGGUGCGGCGAGCGGCGCGCGCUGCUCGCCUACGCCGCGCUGUGCGCCGCCCUCCAGCUCGUCUUCUGGCUGCUGCCGAACGUCGUCGGCAGCGCCGUCGCGCUCGGCUUCAUCGGCUUUUUCACCGGGCCGUUUUUCGCUACGGGCAUGUCAGUUGCUUCGAAACUCUUCCCCCGGGAGGCCCAAACCGCUGCUCUAGGCUUCAUCUUCGUCCUCGCGCAAGCAGGAGGUGCUCUGUUCCCCUCCAUCACGGGAUUAAUAGCGACGAACGCCGGCGUCGCCGUGCUGCAGCCCUUCGUGCUGGCGCUCUUCGUCGCCGCGGGGAUCAGCUGGUGGCUUGUUCCGAAAGUACCGCAGCGCAGCGAAUGAGAGUCGUGUUGUUAUUGAUGUGCUUCUUCCCGCAAGCGGCGAUAGGAGAUGGAUAGCGCGGCGAGGAGCGUGGACGGAUAGAUGUGUAGGUAGGGUCAGGAUUAUAGCAAGGAAUGAUUGAUUUGGAGUUGUGUAUAGUACCUAGGUAGUAAAGGUAUUUAAGAUAUAUAUAUAUAUAUAUAAAUAGAUUACCUUAGGUACCUAACCUAUAUAUAA
Daldinia caldariorum is the source of this 1859-nucleotide messenger RNA. Its product is annotated as MFS general substrate transporter. Gene Ontology annotation, molecular function: transmembrane transporter activity. The transcript has 5 exons. Gene Ontology annotation, biological process: transmembrane transport. The record is from RefSeq and is a predicted model, not a curated record. The coding region runs from base 255 to 1643 and encodes 462 amino acids. NCBI's taxonomy places the organism in Eukaryota, Fungi, Ascomycota, Sordariomycetes, Xylariales, Hypoxylaceae. Gene Ontology annotation, cellular component: membrane.